UCAAUAAUAUAUGCCAUUCAAUAUUAAUUUUUGCCUGCUUAUAAAACAAUAAUUUGAAACUAAUGAAAGUUUUUUAUAUUUAUUUAGACUUUCAAAUGCGAAGUCCACUUUCUAACAUUACAAAUGAUUGUGAAGAAAGAAUAGUUAUGCGAAAAGAAGAGAUCGAUAAAAGGAAUUCCCACAACAAAUCUAAAGGUUUGAAAAAUAUCCCACUUACUUCUAACCAAUCACCAACUAACAGAAGUGCCGAUUAUGGGAAGGAAGUCGUCAAUACUUAUCAAUCAAUUCCAAACACACAUACCACUGACACUGCUUCAAAUAUCUAUUAUACACCAUUGCUAUCAGAUGUUACAAAUGCUUCAAUCCCCAAUAAUGAUUAUACUAGCCCGAAGUUUAAUCGACGCAUCCGGAAACAAUAUCUGGAUAGCAAAAAACAAGUCAUGAAUUCUACAUCACCAAACAUUCCAAUUUCAAGUACACAACCAUGUCUCACAUUUUGUCAAAGUACUUCUUCAUCAAAUAUCCAGUUCAGUUAUAACAAUUCACCAAUUAAUAGAACUCUCCCUUAUGUGAAGGAAGUUGUUAUUCCUUAUCAAUCAAAUCCAAAUCAACAUACCACUGUUACUUCUUCCAAUAUCUAUUUUACACCUAUGCUAUCAGAUAUUACUAAUGCUUCAAUCACCAAUGAUGAUUAUACUAGCCCAAAGUUUUGUCGGAGCAUCAGGAAACAAUAUCGUGAUAGGCAAAAACAAGCAAUUAAAUCUCCAUCAGUAAAGUUUCAAAGAUCAAGUACACAAGCAUCUAUCAAAUUACCACAAUGUACUUGUACGUCAAAUAAGAAUAUUCAAUUAUCUUCCUUGAACAAUUAUCGAGAAAAACUCCAUCUUGCCGGAGAAUUUAUAACCAAUAUAUUUUGUGGCAUAUCAAAAGGUAAUAUUCCAUUUACAAAGCUUUUUAAAUUUAUCCUUUUUGUAGGAUCGUUUUCGAGCCUUAACGAGUCGAUCAGAAGAAUUCCUAUCCAAAACAAGAGGCGGAAACUAAUGCUUUGGUGCGAUUACAGCUGGAUUCACUUUAAAUUGUUGUUGUAUUGAUCACGAAUGCGUUUACAAGCCCUGACAACACUUCGGCAGCACUUCGUGGCUAACCGGAAGACAACACCUACAACUAUUCUUAAGGUUUCACUUUUACGACCCUAUAUAUAGAUGCACAUAUUUCGCUCAUACGGACAUGUACGUAUGAGCGAAACCUCCACAUGCCAUAUAAGCGAAACCUGGCUAUUGACAUAAGAGCGAAACUUAGAAGAUGACAUAUGAGCGAAAUCAUCUCUAUCAUAUGUUUCUUGGAUUUCGUGUCAUAUUCUAACCUAUACCAUACUAGACUCGAUACAAGACGUAGUCGACAGACGUAGUGCACCAACAAACUCCCCCUCGGAUGUUGACGGAGUCUUCAGUGUCGAGUCUUCGAUUAUCAACCUACAGUCUUUAUCAAUCUUCAAUCUUCCACUAAAGUAUUUGUCAUUGCAAGAAACCUCAAUCUCUAUCUUCAUCAUCAACAAACACCUCUCUCUCGAAUGUUGACAUGGUGUCUUCAGACUCCCCCUCUCAAUCUGCUGGGAUCGUAGUCUGGAAUUCUUUCAUUCACUCUGAGAUCUUGAUCAGGCUCUCAUCUGGUUCAGGAUCGACACCUGGCACACAUUUACCUGCACAAUCUCUACCCACACAUAAGUUUCUUAAAAGAUUAAAUCUUCAAACGUUUAGAAACUUUUUGCAAGAAAUUACAUAAAUGAUUUUACAUUCAGGAUCUUUCCCUAGCUCUUAUCAAUCAAUUUUAACAACUUGACAUACUCUCUCCCAAACCUGUUCUUCAUGUUUAGCAAUUUGAACUUCGAAAAUCAGCUUCUCAGUAUCAGUUGUCGAA
Messenger RNA from Helianthus annuus (common sunflower), 1917 nucleotides. RefSeq lists its product as uncharacterized. The transcript has 7 exons. Lineage: Eukaryota; Viridiplantae; Streptophyta; Magnoliopsida; Asterales; Asteraceae. The record is from RefSeq and is a predicted model, not a curated record. The coding region runs from base 63 to 1091 and encodes 342 amino acids.